Olea europaea var. sylvestris is the source of this 1716-nucleotide messenger RNA. RefSeq names its product CBL-interacting serine/threonine-protein kinase 9. Gene Ontology annotation, molecular function: protein kinase activity; ATP binding. The transcript has 16 exons. Gene Ontology annotation, biological process: signal transduction; protein phosphorylation. The coding region runs from base 91 to 1431 and encodes 446 amino acids. NCBI's taxonomy places the organism in Eukaryota, Viridiplantae, Streptophyta, Magnoliopsida, Lamiales, Oleaceae. The record is from RefSeq and is a predicted model, not a curated record.
GGACCCCACAUCACAUUCCUCGUCGUCGUCGUCUUCUUCUUCUUCUUCAUCUUCAUCCUUUUGUCUAAAAUCAUUUUUAGUUAAGAUUAAAUGCAGGAGAGAAUGAGCAACUCAGUGCCUGGUACUCGGACCCGGGUCGGGAAAUACGAGCUGGGGCGGACUCUGGGAGAAGGCAGCUUCGCCAAGGUCAAGUUCGCCAAGAACAAGGAGACAGGUGAUUCUGUCGCCAUAAAAAUCAUCGACCGGGACCGUGUGCUCCAUCACAAGAUGAUCGAACAGAUAAAAAGGGAAAUAUCCACGAUGAAGAUGAUCAAACAUCCGAAUGUUCUUAAUCUAUUUGAGGUUAUGGCAAGCAAAAGAAAGAUCUACAUUGUUCUUGAAUACGUUGAUGGAGGCGAACUCUUUGACAAGAUAGCUAAAUAUGGGAAACUUGAAGAAGAUGCAGCAAGGAGAUAUUUUCAACAGCUCAUUAAUGCUGUGGAUUACUGCCACAGUAGAGGUGUAUACCACAGAGAUUUGAAGCCAGAGAAUCUAUUGCUGGAUUCUUAUGGUGCUCUUAAAGUUUCAGACUUUGGGUUAAGUGCACUUUCGAAGCAAGUGCGGGCAGAUGGGCUGCUUCACACCGCCUGUGGUACACCAAAUUAUGUUGCACCAGAGGUGCUCACUGAUAAAGGCUAUGAUGGUACAUCAGCUGAUGUAUGGUCCUGUGGUGUCAUUCUCUUUGUUCUGAUGGCUGGAUACUUGCCCUUUGAUGAGUCGAAUCUCCCAGCUUUGUAUCGGAAAAUUUAUAGGGCUGAUUUCUCCUUUCCAUCAUGGUUUUCAUCCGGUUCAAGGAAGCUAAUUAAGCGAAUUCUUGACCCGAAUCCACUCACUAGAAUAACUAUUCCCGAAAUUCUAGUAAAUGAUUGGUUCAAGAAAGAUUACAUGCCAGCGCAUUUUGGACAGGAAGAGGAUGUAAGUCUUGAUGAUGUGGAUGCUGUCUUCAAUGACUCUGAGGAGCAUCUUGUUACAGAAAGGAAAGAGAAACCGGUCUCCAUGAAUGCCUUUGAGCUUAUUUCUAGGUCACAAGGAUUCAGUCUCGAAAAUCUGUUUGACAGGCAGAUGGGUCUAGUGAAGAGAGAAACUCGUUUUACUUCCAAGUGUCCUGCAAAUGAAAUUAUGUCAAAAAUCGAGGAAGCUGCUAAACCUUUGGGUUUUAAUGUUCACAAAAGAAACUAUAAGAUGAAGUUAAAAGGUGACAAGACUGGAAGAAAAGGUCAUCUUGCUGUAGCUACAGAGGUUUUUGAGGUGGCUCCUUCUGUGCAUAUGGUGGAACUACGUAAAACUGGUGGUGACACACUAGAGUUUCACAAGUUCUACAAGAAUUUCUCUUCCGGAUUGAAAGACAUUGUGUGGACCUCUGAGUUAGAAGCAGAAGAAACAAGAUCAUAGCAACUUCUCCAUGCAAUUGAUUGAUUUCUUGGAUUCGCCAAGCGAAUUGCAUAUUUAGUCUAAGAAAUCUAAGAUAGCAAGGUAAAAGGACAACAAUAGCUCUUAAUUUAUACGAGCCUAUGGGAUGGAAAUAUAGCUCAAGUGCUCUGUUAUGUGAGGUAUUAGUUCAAUAUUCUUGGUUGUUUCAGUUUUCUCCUUACAUCCUUUUAUCAUUUUGAAUUGAAUUCAUUGGGAUGCUUUCUUGGGAGUUAUUAUAUAUAUCAUAUAUCGAAUAUAUUUAGGACA